GUUUCCCGUUGCUGGUUGGCUGGCCCCCUCGAUGGGCUUCUUCAGAACUCCGAGACACACAAUAUUGGGUUACAGUGUAGCAAAAUGGCGACUGUCAUUCACAAUCCCCUCAAAGCCCUGGGUGAUCAGUUCUACAAGGAGGCUAUUGAGCACUGCCGCAGUUACAAUGCCCGUCUGUGUGCAGAGCGCAGCGUGCGGCUGCCCUUCCUCGACUCCCAGACCGGGGUGGCACAGAACAACUGCUACAUCUGGAUGGAGAAACGUCACCGGGGACCAGGGCUGGCGUCUGGACAGAUGUACACGUAUCCAGCUCGCUGCUGGAGGAAGAAGAGACGAUUGCACCCACCUGAAGACCCCCAGCUCCGCCUCUGUGAGCUCAGACUGGAGGGAGAGCUGCCUCAGAGGAAGGAGGGCCAGCCGGCUGAGGGGACCACACUGGAGGCCCUGCUGAGGGGAGAGGGGCUGGACAAGAAGAACAACUCCAAGGACGAGGAGAGCCUGCUAGAGAUCCAGAGAGUUCUGGAGGCUGACGAGAACGGAGAUGGUUACCAUGACGACGACGAUUUUGAAGUUGACACUCCAAAGCGAAAACACAGGACCAAAGGACGAGGCCGUGGCUCAGGCAGGAGAAGGGCUGAGGCUGCAGUCAUGGAGGACCAGGACAAGCCCUACGUGUGUGACAUCUGCGGGAAGCGCUACAAGAACCGCCCGGGUCUCAGCUACCACUACGCCCACACCCACCUGGCAGACGAGGAGGGGGAGGUGGAGAGAGACGAGGAGCCAGCGCGCUCCCCGCCAGCCCCUAAGCGCACUGACAACCACAAACCUCAGAAGGGCCCAGACGGGACCAUCAUUCCCAAUAACUACUGUGAUUUCUGCCUGGGGGAUUCCGGCUCCAACAGGAAGACUGGCCACGCGGAGCAGCUUGUCUCCUGCUCUGAUUGCGGCCGAUCCGGAUCCAGCCAGCUCCAGGUUCCAGCCCCCUUGCCACAAGACGGAGGUGCAGCCCCCCUCUCUCUCCCCCCCCCCCCCCCCCACCUGGACCAGGACCCCAGGGAGGAAGACAGCCGUCCAGCCAGCCCCAAAAUUCACAUAGCAGGCGGACCUGCCCAUUGGACUGCUUCAAUAGUGCAAUACAGCCAUAGGCACCACUGAGGUUUCAGGAGGACAAAACCAGUUGAACUGGGAAAUUCAAAAUCUGGAAUAAUAAUAAUAAUAAUAAUAAUAAUAAUAAUAAUAAUAAUAAUAAUAAUAGAAGAAAGAAGUUGCAAUUUAUAUUUUGGGUAUUUAAUUUACAUUUUAGAAAAUGUGCUGCUUAGGGCAAAUAGCUUGUUUUUAUUUUUUGUUUUUGAUUUAUGUUGGUGGUGUACAUUUUCUGUUUUUUUUUUUUUGUUUUUGUUUUUUUUUUUAAAGGGAAAAUAAAUUAAUUUAAAAAAGAUAUACUUUGUAAGUUUAAUAAAGGACUGUGCCUAGGGUCAGACAUGAAGGAGGGUUCAGCCCACUUGUUGUUUUGUUGAUACCUGUACAAGGUUGAAUACUGAUUCAGUUUAUUUGGCCUGUGUUCAUCUACCUGAAGCAAACAAUGCAGCAGCAACUUGGUAUACAGAACAAGUGAUGGUGUAAAUCCUUUAAAAAAAACAGGACACAUUUGGAAGUUGAGGCAGAUUCAGGACAGAGGGUAGGAGACACUGGGUGUCUGGAAUGGGUUGCUAAGCCAUAGCCGUACUGCUGAUUCACUGGGAUGUGUCUGGAUGCAGUCCUGGGAUCAGUUAGCUGUUAGGAUCCUGGAAUGGGCGUCCGGUGCCCCCUCUUGUUCACUUUUCAAAAGCUACUAGUGAUAAAGCGGCUGUGGGAACUGGCAUGUUGGAAUGGUUUGAGAUCGCUCACUAUACUAUCUUGGAGUGUGGACUCCACUCCCUAUUGAUAAGAGUGAAUGGUGUCUUAAUGGUUACAUUAAGAGGACUGGGUGUGUGCUGAUUAUCCACGAAUGGGACAUGAAGCUUUCACAGGUGUGAGUGGCUAGUCCGUCACGUAGGCAAGAAGGGAAAAGAGAAGAUAAAAGAAAGAAGUAGUUUCUGUCAGUAUUUCUACAUUUUACAGUGUUGUUUAAUAGUUUUGUGUAAAUGCUGAACGUUGGGGAUCCUUCCUUACCGACCUCUGUUAUGGCUACAGAAUGCAGGGUGUAGUAUUUGUGCACACUAGUAUAGGACAGUUUUUUGAAAUUAAUUAUAAUUCACAUUUCGCCAAAAAAAGAGAAAAAAAUCAAGAUCCAUUUUAUCCAAGUAUUAAUUUCUGAUUCAUCCAUCUGACAAGGUUUAUUCAGAGCAAAAUAUUACACUGCAAGGAUCAUUUUCCAACACUGAGGAAUCAACCACCUCUCCCUGGUUCUUCCCUUUUUAUGCAGCCGUAUUUCCAUAUAAUUUAAAAAAAAAAUUUGGUUUAUCUAAUUUCAUUAUGCAUUCUGCAUGCAAUUAAAGUUCAGGAGCCUGGCCCAGUCUCCAAAGCAAAUGCGAGAACUGCAAAUCAUGAAUGGCCAUUUAUAUAUAUAUAUAUAUAUAU
This is a messenger RNA of Acipenser ruthenus (sterlet), 2559 nucleotides long. RefSeq names its product zinc finger protein DPF3-like. The transcript has 9 exons. The record is from RefSeq and is a predicted model, not a curated record. Lineage: Eukaryota; Metazoa; Chordata; Actinopteri; Acipenseriformes; Acipenseridae. Gene Ontology annotation, cellular component: nucleus. Bases 85 to 1155 code for a protein of 356 amino acids.